Molecule: messenger RNA, 1158 nt
Organism: Syzygium oleosum
Lineage: Eukaryota; Viridiplantae; Streptophyta; Magnoliopsida; Myrtales; Myrtaceae
Product: GTP-binding protein At2g22870
Exons: 4
Coding region: 62-979 (305 amino acids)
Molecular function (GO): GTP binding
Source: RefSeq, a predicted model, not a curated record
GGGCUCAGCUGCAGCUCGGAGCAGAGCAAAGCAAAGCGGAGCAUCUCUUCCCUCUCCGGCAAUGGCGAUUGCGCUGCGAAGUCGCCUCUUCACCCUGCACUCCACCUCCCUUCUUCUUCUUCCACCGUCGCUCCGGCCAUCUCCGAACGCCCCGCUCUUCUCGCUCCCUCUCAGGAGCCCUCCUCUCUCGCACUCCGGCCUGAGCUUCCACGCCUCCGCUUCCAGGAACGCGAGCCCGCCGGCCUCGGCCUCGGACUCGGCCGGGAUCUUCCGGAAGGUGUUCUUCGUCCCGCCCGGGGUUGACCCGGCCGAGGUAUCCGAAGACAUGGUGCUCCCCGGGUCGAACAUCGUCGCCGGGCCCUACGCGGGUCACGCCCAGGUCAAGGAGGUGGAGUUCGUGAAGAGCAGCGGGAGGGCCAAGGACUGUCCCAAAGACGGGAGGCCCGAGUUUGCGAUUCUGGGUCGGUCGAAUGUGGGCAAGUCUUCGCUUAUCAAUGCUCUGGUGCGGAAGAAGGAAGUUGCGCUUACAUCCAAGAAACCAGGCAAGACUCAGCUUAUAAAUCACUUCUUGGUGAACAAGAGUUGGUAUAUUGUGGAUUUGCCGGGUUAUGGGUUUGCUAAGGCCCCGGGAUCUGUUCGAAUGGAUUGGUCAGCAUUUACAAAGGGCUACUUUUUGAACAGAGAUACGCUAGUUGCCGUCUUACUUCUUAUCGAUGCGAGUGUUCCUCCUCAAAAGAUUGACCUUGAUUGUGCAAAUUGGCUGGGACGCAACAAAAUACCUCUAACCUUCGUUUUCACAAAAUGCGACAAGAUGAAGGGAGGGAAGAGGCCUGAUGAGAACAUAAGGAGCUUCCAGGAAGUGAUUAGGGAAAGCUACCGGGAGCAUCCUCCGUGGAUCAUGACUAGCAGCGUCACCGGUUUAGGAAGAGACGAGCUUCUCUUGCACAUGUCCCAGCUCAGGAACUACUGGGACCAAUAGAAGGGACGAAGCACUUCCAUAUAAUACCCUCAUAAAGUUGAGUUCAACUCUCAUUUGCAGGCCUUGGCUAUUAUCCGCAUUCUUGAGAUAACAAUUGAAUUUGUACCUCUCAGUGUGUAUAGACAACACAUGUACAGAAUAAGAUGUUUUCUAUAAUUUUAAACCUCCUUUUUAUGGUA